AUGGCCAAGUCCAAAGCGGCUAAGCGCAAGCGCAACGCACAAGUUGAUCUUCCACAAAAGCUCCCCAAGGCAGUCCCGAAUUUAACCCCGCCUCCUGAUGGUGUAACCGCCGAGUCGACACAUCUCAAUGCCGUCGUUUCAGACGAGGAACUCGACAUCACAAUCGAAACGCUCGCGGCGCUUGCGGAACAUCCUAGCCUGACAAAGUCGAAGGCAUGCAGGGACCUCCGAGUCGCCGUGUACGACUUCCGGCAGGCAUGCACUACGGGUGUCAAUACUGCCGAGGGCGCCAACUUGACAGCGCGAAUAACCGGUGCGUUGGCAGACGAGAAAUACAUUGAAGCCAAGAUCUUGCUCGCCGAGAUGAGGAUUAGGGGGAGCAACCCAAGAUCGGAGCCUUGUGUCGCUGGCGGCCUUUCGACACAGCCGAAAGCACACGACCAUGUCCCCCUUAAGCGCAGUGUUAAGGAGAUGGAAAUUCUCGGUGUCCUUGAUGCCAUCCUGCGCGUCAGCACUCCGAUUGACACCAACACGAACGCCGUUGACUCAACCGCUCCCAUCACCUUCCAGUCCACCUGGGAUCUCCGCCCCUCGACAACACCCCUCCCGGUCUAUUCCUCAGUCCUUGACAAAUCGAUUUUGAACGAGGCGCCCAAGUCUUCAUCCGCCCUCCGCGUCAUCGAACAAACGCCUGGCCCACUCCGCAAACCACCAAACCACCAUCCGGCCAUCCUCUAUACCACCGCCCCCAACGCCAUCCCACUGGCUCCCGUCAGUCCUACUAUAACAUACCACGCACAUCCCGCAGUGCCAGGCCUUGGUCUUGCCCUCAAUGUGCUAUCCGACGCUGAGUGCAAGGCGAUCAUCGCUGCUGGUGAAUCUGUCAAUUUCCUGCCCGACGCGCCCCUACGCGAAGAUGGAGACAUAAGCAUUCUAGCCCACAACUUUUACUGGAUCAUUGACACCACAUUCCACGACAUGCUGUGGGCGCGAAUUUCCCCGUAUGUGCCACAGUCGAUAAACGGUCGCUUGGUCCGAGGCAUCAAUCGUCGGUUCCGCGUGUACAGGUACGUUCCCGGCGCCGAAUAUCGGUGCCACAUUGACGGAGCCUGGCCACCGUCCGGUAUUCUCCCAGAUGACACAUACGUGUACGACUCUUCGCCGGAGGACAAGAAGCAGAGCUCUAUGUACACCUUCCUAUUAUAUCUCAACGAUGAGUUCGAGGGCGGAGAGACGACAUUCUUCAUGCCAGCCCCGCGGGAGGGAACGCUCAAUGGAUACCCGGUGCGACCUGUGAUGGGAGCUGUUGCAAUAUUCCCGCAUGGGGAGUCGAAUGGAGCCUUACUUCAUGAAGGUACAGGGGUAAGGAAGGGGGCAAAAUAUAUUAUUAGGACUGACGUAGAGUAUGAUGUGAAGCCUUGCGAAGAGUGA
Penicillium robsamsonii is the source of this 1431-nucleotide messenger RNA. RefSeq names its product prolyl hydroxylase family protein. Bases 1 to 1431 code for a protein of 476 amino acids. The transcript has 3 exons. Gene Ontology annotation, molecular function: L-ascorbic acid binding; iron ion binding; procollagen-proline 4-dioxygenase activity. Gene Ontology annotation, cellular component: endoplasmic reticulum. NCBI's taxonomy places the organism in Eukaryota, Fungi, Ascomycota, Eurotiomycetes, Eurotiales, Aspergillaceae. Gene Ontology annotation, biological process: peptidyl-proline hydroxylation to 4-hydroxy-L-proline. The record is from RefSeq and is a predicted model, not a curated record.